Messenger RNA from Phaeodactylum tricornutum CCAP 1055/1, 1025 nucleotides. RefSeq lists its product with no specific name. The record is from RefSeq and is a predicted model, not a curated record. Bases 72 to 1025 code for a protein of 317 amino acids. Gene Ontology annotation, molecular function: lyase activity. The transcript has 2 exons. Lineage: Eukaryota; Bacillariophyta; Bacillariophyceae; Surirellales; Neidiaceae.
UGAGUAAACUGUGAAACCUCCGCAUCCUUCCUUUGGAGAAAGUUGCAGAUCCAGUUGCCGUCCGUUCCAAUAUGCGUUUCGUCUCUGCUGGGUUUCUGGCAAUUUUGUCGGCAUCGGUAACGGAAUUCGCUGCAGCGUUUGUAGUCCGGCAUCGUCGACACGAGCGUCAAUUAGUAAUGACAGACCAGCGCUGCUUUUCGUCCGUCAUACAGAAAGCUUCGAAUCAGGAAGAGGAUGAGCCAGAUCUUUUUGAAUACUUUGAUCCUUUGCUCAGCCCUCACGCCUAUCCGAACGGAAUCUCGCCGGACGAAAAGCCGCUGGAUCCCAAGGCUGCGGCUCCUAGACCUUUGCCAAAAAUUGGCAACCCAGUAGGUUUCAAUCUGAACGGAUCGACGACGAAGAGAACGACAUCAGAGAGCGCCACAAAAUUGGACAGGGAAAAGAACUUUCGGGAAACAGAAGCUUUCAAAGAUCGACCAGCUGUAGACACUUCGGUAGUUUUUGAUCCGACGAUUUCACCACACGCGUACGCCAACGGGACACCGGACGUUGUGGUGGGAGACGAGGGCACCGUUUACAUCGAGUCGUCGUCAAACACGAUCUCUGCGACAACUACGACUAGAAAUUCACGUAAACUUGGUGUCCUACUGAUCGAUCAUGGCUCUCGCAAAGAAUCUUCCAACAAGCGUCUGCACGCCUUGGCCGAACGCUAUCAAGAAACCGUUGCUGAUUCGAAUACAAUCGUGACGGCUGCGCACAUGGAAAUUGCGACUCCGUCCAUUGCCGAUGGGAUUGUGUCUUUAUUGGAAGCGGGAGUGGAUGAAAUUAUUUGCCAUCCUUACUUUCUUAGUCCAGGACGGCACGUCCAAGAAGACAUUCCUCAAAUUGUACAAGCCGCGAUAGAUGAUUUGAAAACUGAAAUUCCGAUUGUGACAACACCUCCAACCGGCUCGAAUACAGACUUGAUGAUAACGGCAAUGAAUGGACUGGUGCAAGAAGCAUCCGCGUCGCUCAAAAGGACCUAA